Molecule: messenger RNA, 3765 nt
Organism: Dicentrarchus labrax (European seabass)
Lineage: Eukaryota; Metazoa; Chordata; Actinopteri; Moronidae
Gene: cald1b
Product: caldesmon 1b
Exons: 17
Coding region: 139-2238 (699 amino acids)
Source: RefSeq, a predicted model, not a curated record
CUGAGUCGCUGCUUGAGCAGGCGGGGCUGGUUGCUGUGCUUAUAAACCUCUGGUUGCUCUGGCUCUGCUGACUUUCAGAGAGAACAGUGACUUUGGUCUGUCGGCCUGUGAGAAAGUGAGGAGAAUCUUUUGGGCAUCAUGGACGAUGAGUUUGACCGCCGCAUGGAGCUGAGGAGGCAGAGGAGAGAGCAGAUGCGCCACGAGGCUGAUAAUGUGGGUUGCACCAACGAUGAUGAUGAGGAGGAAGCUCGGGAGCGAAGGAGACGUGCAAGGGAGGAGAGAAAGAAGAUGAGGGACACAGAUGAGCCUGGAACCACUGAUGUGAUUGACACUAACAGUGUGAUGGAAACCUCCAUCACAACCAGUGCCGAAGGUGCAGAUGAUGACCAGGUUUUGCUGGAGCGCCUGGCCAAAAGGGAGGAGCGCAGGCAGAAGAGAAUGAAGGAAGCCAUGGAGAGGCAGAAGGAGUUUGACCCCACCAUCACUGACACCAAUGGCACAGAUGGCACACUUGAGGAGUCCUCCAUAAGCAGCAGCAGACAGCAAAAUACAGAGGAAGAGGAGGAGAAACCAGCUCCAGGCGAGGUGGCAGGCACUGAUACAAACUCCUGGAGCAAAGAGGAAGAAGACAAGAAGGAAGAUGAGAAGGAGGAGACUGAGGAGAAGGCUGCAGCAACAGAAGUAGAGGUCGAGCAGCCCGAUUCAGGAAAGAAAGAUGCUGAAGAGGAAGCUUCCCCUGAUGUUGACAAGGAGGAAGAAGAAAGGAAGAGGAAAGAAGAAGAGGAAAGACAGAAAAAAGAAAUGGAAGAAAAGCUGAGGAUAGAAGAGGAGGAAAAGCAAAAAAGGGAAAUGGAGGAAAAGCGCAAGAAAGAGGAAGAAGAAAGGAAGCUAAAGGAGGAGGAGGAGGAAAGAAAGAAAAGGGAAGAGGAGGAAAAACAACAAAAGAAAGCAGAAGAGAGUCUGAGAAAAGAGGAAGAGGAAAAACAGAAAAAGGAGAUGGAAGAGAGACAGAAGAAAGAAGAAGAAAAACUAAAAAAGGAGUUGGAGGAAAAGAAGAAGAAGGAAGAGAUGGAAGGGAAGAAGAAAAAGGAGGAGGAAGAGAAGCAGAAGAAGAAAGAGCUGGAGGAGAAGAAGAAGAAAGAAGAGGAAGAGAGACGGAAAAAGGAGUUGGAAGAAAAGAAGAAAGAAGAGGAGGAAAAGCGGAAAAAGGAGGCUGAAGAGAAAAAGAAAAAAGAGGAAGAGGAUAAGCGCAAAAAGAGAGAGAUGGAAGAGAAGAAGAAGAAAGAGGAGGAAGAGAAGCCGAAGAGAUUUGGUUUUAAGGAAAAGAAUGAACCAGCCAAACAGAACGGAGCUCUCAUUGAGAACAGACUUAAGAAAACAGAGAAGACAUCAAGGGACAAUGCUCCCUCCACCAAGACAGAAGACAAAGAGCGACUGGAGGCUGAGCGUAAACUGCAGGAGCUGAAGCGCCGACGAAACGAUGCAGAAAGCGAGGAGUUUGAGAAGAUGAAGCAGAAGCAGCAGGACGCAGAGGCUGAGCUGGAGGAGCUGAAGAGGAAGAGAGAGGAGAGGAGGAAGAUCAUGGAGGAGGAGGAGAGGCAGAAGAAACAGGAGCUGGAGGAAAAGAAAGCCAGAGAACAGGAGGAGAGGAAGAGGAUGAGGGAGGAGAUAGAGAAGAGGAGGGCAGAGGCUGCAGAGAAGAAGAAACAGAAGGAGGAAGAGUCUACAAAACCUGUCUUUGCUGUCAGUCCCAAAGGCUCCUCAAAGAUCGGGGAGAAGGCAGAAUUCUUGAGCAAAUCAGCCCAGAAAAGCACUGCAGCCAGAGUGUCUCACACUCCAAUUGUCUCCAGGAUUGGAAACAGACUAGACCAGUACACUUCUGCCCUCCAGGGAAACAAAGAAGUCAAAUCCCCAAAGUCUCCGAUGGCAGAUAUUCCUACAGGAGGAACUCGCAGCAUCAAGAGCAUGUGGGAAAAGGGCAACGUCGGCAGCUCCUCUGAGAGUCCAGCUCCUGCCAACAAGGAUGUGGCUGGUAUCAAAGGAGGCGUGGCUGGACGUGUCAACAGUUGGAUGGCAAAGCCUGCAGACCCAGAGAAGACAGAGGCACCAGCACCUGCACCAGCAGCAGCAUCACCAGCAACAGCAAAGCCAGCGGAUGUGAAACCAGGUGACAUCGGUAACAAGCGUGGCAUGUGGGAAACCAAGAAGAGCUCUGCACCUGCCAAGUCUACCAAAUAGACAGGUGAAAGAGGUGGCAGUUGGAGGCAAGAGCAAGUUUGGUGCAGGCGUGAGACCCUAACCACUGACAUCCCCAUUUAAAUCAAGCCUUACCUGACCAAUCACAAGGCUCUGCUACUGUAUGUGCAUCAAUUUCCCUUCAACGUACCCAUAUUUCACAUAAAGUCUACACCAGAAUGAGGAACAGACAAGGGACCAGGAAAAGCGACAUCGGAGGAUUCCAGCAGUAUCUUUAUGAUUAACUUUUGCACCGUCCCCAAAUCCGAGAAUAUGUCAGACCUGGUGAGGGUUUUCAGGACAAAGUACCACAUGUUAAAUGCUUAAUAGCUAAUGGAUUGUGUAGUAUCCAUCGGUUUAAUCGAGAUUAGUCUUUACAAAUUUCAGAUGGCUGUCUGGAUGCUUAAAUGUUAUAUUGAUUUCAGGCCACACUGGCAUGUAAGUUCUUUUGUGAUACAGCUUAUACUCAAUAAUAAGCAUUUGUGAUUUAUUCUCAUACACUCUCACUGCUUUUAGGGAUGAUAGUCACUAUUUUAACUCCAUGUGAUAACAUAGGCUGUUUAAUGUCCAUCUCACAGCUUGUAUUUGAAUUAUUAGAGUAUACUGCCACUGAGCUGGAUGUUGGGUGAUUAGCCUGUACAUAAUUGAGUCAUUUCAUAAGUCAGCACCACAUUCUCUUUAUAAAGGGUUUAUAAAUACUAACUAAUGACUUUAUCAAUGAUGAAUAAGUCACUAAUGAGAGCAUGUUUUGGCUUACUAGUGUUGCGGCUCAAGCGUUGGCAAUGCCGGUCAGCCUGUUGGCCCACCUCUUUGGUCUAGACUGAAAUAUCUCAACAACGAUGGGAUGCAUUGCCAUGAAAUCCGGUACAGACAUUCAUGGUGCCCAGACAAUGAAGCCUACUGACUUUGAUGACUUUUCAUGUAGUGCCACCAGCAGCUCAAAGUUAUACAGUGGGUAGUUACAAAAUUUAUAAACCCCUUAUAAUGGGUGCCUUAUUAUAACGCGGUACCCAGAAGUCCACCACCUCAGGCUAGGUGAUGAUAUCAGUGGCACCACAGAUGUAAAAAAAGCCACAGUGUGCAAACGUUUCAGUGUGUCUGUCAACAACACCUGGGUUUGUUAGCUUUUCACAUCAUUAUGUACACACCAACAAAGUCUAUGAAUACUUGAGUAUCGAGUUGAGUGAGUAUCCACUGUAACAACUAUUCAGUGACCAAAUGCAAAACUAUUUAACAAGCAGGUAGUGGUCUUGCUUAUCUAUCAUCAGUUUACAUGCCACUAACUUUGCAGUUUGCAGUUUAUUUAUGCAGCAGCGAUAAAGGUUUAUAUGCACUCUGUUUGAACAAUGCCUGUAAUUAACUUUAGAUUGUACCCCGGUGUUCUUGUCAGUCAGCAGUGCACAUGAAUUCAACCCUGCAAAAAAAAUGUAUUGUGAGUCUUUCAGUAUUAUUGUGUUUGAUUGCUUUGUUUGAAUGUUUAGAGUUAUUGUUUGUUCUUGCUUCAGCAAUAAAAAAGAAAAAAAAAGAAAA